GCCUUUCCUUUUACCUACUUCUAUUUACUUUCCUUUUUGCCACGGUUUCUGGCUCUCUCGCUCUCUAUUUGCUUGAAUUUGCUAUCCAAUUCCUUUUAACGGGCCAGUCAGGCAGGGAUUUUGAAUUUCUUUGGGUGUUUGAUGAAACCCUAUGGAUUCGGAGGAUGAGUUCGAUAUGCACGACGCAAACGUACGAUGAUGACUACCGAUGUCGCAGCUGUAGCUGUCGCCUUCCAUAACGCUCGAAAACAAAAAUGAUUUUGAUAUCAUUAUUAAACAUUUAAAAAUUUAUCACCAGCAGCCAACUAGGGUUUUAUUUUAUUUUAUUUUAUUUUUGGGGGUGUUUGGCUGGAGAAGAAAGAAGAAGAAGAUGGAUUCGGAGGAUGAUUUCGGGUGCGAUUAUGAUGACGAUGACUUCUAUUUCGCCGGAGACGACGACAACAACGAUUCUGCAACCGCAGCCGCCGCCGCCGUAGAUAGCGAUGACGAAGAAGAAGCAGAUGUUGCCGCCGAUUACGAGUUCAGCGAUAACUACCCGGACGAUUCGAAUGAAAUCGCUUCGAAUCGCCACCAGCAGAAUUUUUCAAUUUUGACCGAAGCAGAUAUUUAUCAGCGCCAAGAAGAUGAUAUCAAUAGAGUAUCCACUGUGCUUUCCAUAUCAAAAGCUGCCGCUACCAUACUGCUCCGCCACUAUAAUUGGAACGUCAGUAAAGUUCACGAUGAGUGGUUUGCAGACGAAGAAAGAGUGCGGAGGGUUGUUGGGUUAAGGGAGAAAGAGAAAGAGGAACAGCCGAUUGCUGUUGUUGAUCGUCCAAAUAAGUUGUCUAAACUGACUUGUGGGAUCUGUUUGGAAGCCUAUCCCAGUGAUAGGAUAUUGUAUACUAGUGAAGCUAAUUGUGGUCAUCCAUUUUGUAGUGAAUGCUGGACUGGUUAUAUUAGCACAGCCAUUAAUGAUGGCCCCGGAUGUUUGGUGUUGCGAUGUCCUGAACCAUCUUGUGCUGCUGCUGUUGGUCUAGAUAUGAUUGGUAGUUUGGCUUCCAAUGGAGAAAUAGGGAAGUAUUCUCGUUACUUGAUCAGAUCAUAUGUUGAACACAGUCGGAAGAUCAAGUGGUGUCCAGCUCCUGGAUGUGAGUAUGCUGUGGAUUUUGUUUUUGGAAGUAGUGGAAAUUAUGAUGUUACAUGUCGUUGCUCGUUUAGCUUUUGCUGGAAUUGUAGUGAGGAUGCACACCGUCCGGUUGAUUGCGAAACAGUUGCCAAAUGGACAGCGAAAAACAGUUCCGAGUCUGAAAAUACCACCUGGAUAUUGGCUAAAACCAAACCCUGUCCAAAGUGCAAACGUCCAAUUGAGAAAAACCAUGGAUGUAUGCAUAUGACUUGCCGUGAGCCUUGUAAAUUUCAGUUCUGUUGGCUUUGCCUCAGUGCGUGGUCGGGCCAUUCAUGUAACCGUUAUGAAAGAGCAAAGCAUGACGAGGACGAAAAAAAAAGAGAGAUGGCCAAAAAAUAUAUAGAGAGGUAUACUCAUUAUUAUGAAAGAUGGGCAACAAACGAAUCGUCUAGGCAAAAAGCAAUUGCAGACUUGCAGCAAAUGCAGACUGUGAAUCUUGAGAAGCUAAGUGGCAUACAGUGCCAACCUGUGACACAGUUGAAGUUCAUAACAGAAGCUUGGCUUCAGAUAAUUGAAUGCAGGCGUGUUCUGAAAUGGACAUAUGCGUAUGGCUAUUAUUUACCUGACCAUGAAAAUGCCAAGAGACAGUUGUUUGAGUACUUGCAAGGUCAGGCCGAGUCCGGGUUGGAACGACUUCAUCAUUGUGCAGAAAAGGAGCUACAACAAUACGUCAAUGCAGAGGAACCAUCAGAAGGCUUCAUUGGGUUCCGCAGCAAACUUGCUGGACUGACCAGUGUGACAGGAAACUAUUUUGAGAAUUUGGUUCAAGCUCUAGAGAAUGGUCUAUCAGAUGUGAAGGCGCAUGGUUCCUGUAGCAGGGCAGCUAGCUCAAAGAAUUUGGGAGAAACAAGCAGUAAGGUGAGAGGUAGUAGGGGCAGUAGAAAUAUUGAUGAAUGGGGCUAUUGGUCAUGUGAGCAUUGCACCUUUGCUAAUGUCAAGACAGCUACCAUCUGUCAUAUGUGCUAUCAACGCCGCUAGCUCAAAGAAUUUGGGAGGUAAGCAGUAGGGGCAGAGGUGGGACUACUACAAUAUAUAUCUAUAUAUCUAUAUGUAUAUAUAUUUUUAUUGGGUAAAAUAUGAACUAUAUAUACAUAUAUUAGAGGUUUUAUAGUUUUUGCUUUUGAAUGAGAUGUUUUUGUUUCCUUUUA
Molecule: messenger RNA, 2313 nt
Organism: Ziziphus jujuba (common jujube)
Lineage: Eukaryota; Viridiplantae; Streptophyta; Magnoliopsida; Rosales; Rhamnaceae
Product: probable E3 ubiquitin-protein ligase ARI8
Exons: 2
Coding region: 371-2143 (590 amino acids)
Biological process (GO): ubiquitin-dependent protein catabolic process; protein polyubiquitination; positive regulation of proteasomal ubiquitin-dependent protein catabolic process
Cellular component (GO): cytoplasm; ubiquitin ligase complex
Molecular function (GO): ubiquitin conjugating enzyme binding; zinc ion binding; ubiquitin protein ligase activity
Source: RefSeq, a predicted model, not a curated record